Molecule: messenger RNA, 1614 nt
Organism: Cetraspora pellucida
Lineage: Eukaryota; Fungi; Glomeromycota; Glomeromycetes; Diversisporales; Gigasporaceae
Source: the annotation of a GenBank genome assembly
GAGUGUGGAGUGGAUAAACCACCUAAACCAACUACAAUUGUUGGAUAUUAUCCAGCUUAUAAAUAUAAUUUUAAACCAGAUGAUUUAAAUAUCAGUUCGUCGAUUACUCAUUUAAACUAUAUUGCAUUUGGCCCAAAUGAUCUUAUUAAUGUCACUACGCCAUCUACAGUGUUUCAACAACAUUACCUCAAAUUUAACCAAUUUAGAGAUUAUCUUAUUAGAAAUCCUAAUCGGAAAUUUCAAGUAAUCCUUUCAGUCUUGUUGCCUACUAGUCAAGACUUAGUAAAAAUAUCACCGUUUUCUAACGUUGGAAUUGGGCAAUAUAAUCAAAAUAAUAAUGUUGUUAAUGAUUUGGUUAAAAUUGUUACCGACAAUUCGUUCGAUGGAAUUGAUAUUGAUUAUCCUAAUAAGCUUCCAUGCUAUCCAUCGCAAGGGACGCAAGGACAGAAUGUCAAUACUAAUAAUUUAAAUCCUGUUUUCAUAUCUUUUAUUGCUGAUAUAUCAAGCAAAUUAAAACAAUCUAAUAGCAGUAAGAUUUUAACGGUCACAGCAGGCCAAUAUCCUAUAUAUGGUCUUAACUCCAGCAUUUCUGAUAUUAUUAGUUUUGUGAAUAUUCAGGCAUUUUAUCUUAAUAUAGGUAAAAAGUCUGCGAGUGCUGGAAUAAACGAUAUUCAAAAAAUAUUUGAUACUUGGGAUAGUUAUGUCAGUAAAUCAAAACUCGUUUUGGGAAUCGAUUUUGGUGGUAUUGUUGAAGUUGUUACUUCAAGUAACAUUGUAUGGGACACUAAUAAUCAAAACCUUCAGGUUGUAAAUGUUACAACUACUCAAUUCUCAUUUGCUGAUGAAACGAUUCAAGAUCCAUGCGGACUUUCAGUAUAUGCAUCUUGGUCGUGGAAAAAUUUAAGUACUAAUUUAUUAUCACCUUGUUACACGAGUAUUAAUAAAAAUUCACAAUGGACUUUUCACUCAUUGAAAUACAAACUUGAUUAUGUGCAGCAGCAAAAUGCACUAGGAAUUGCAAUUUUCGAUAUAACUAAAGAUACAGUCGAUGCAACAUUAAUGAACUUCAUAAUAGGAAAUUCGAAUAGCACCUCUCAGAAACCAAAUACACCUACAUCUCAACCAUUUCCGACCAAUUUAGGUGCAAUAGUGGGUGGUGUAAUAGGUUCCAUUAUUUUUGUUAGUGUAAUAAUGGUAGCUGGCUUUAUAUUAUAUCGAAGAAAAUACAGUGCAGGAAUGCCAGGUCUACUCGUAGAUACAAAUAAUCAGGCGUGCUCUGAUACUAAUCGUCAUGUUUACUCUGAUAUAAAUUGUCAAGUUCGCUCAGAUACUUAUAAUCGGAUUUACUCAGAUACAAAUCAUAAGGACUGUGGAGUGGAUAAACCACAGCAACUAAAUACGAUUGUUGGAUAUUAUCCAGCUUAUAAAUAUAAUUUAGCGGCAAAUGAUUUUAAUAUCAGUUCGUCAAUUACUCAUUUAAACUAUAUUGCAUUUGGCCCAAAUGACCUUACUAAUGGCAUUGCGCCAUUUACAGCGUUUACUGAUCAACAACAUUAUAUCAAAUUUCAGCAAUUUAGACAAUAUCUUGUUGGAUAUCCUAAUCGGACAUUUCAA